AGUGUUCUGUGUGCAGUUUCCAUGUCAUGGAUCAUGAAAGACGGCGCUGCUCAAGGGUUCUGUGAAGGUAAUUUACGCGGAGCUCCAGUUAGUUUCACUCUGACAGCAGAUGAGGAAGUCAAACUCUGUCCGAGAACGAGUAAGAACAGGAAUGGGUUUGUGAGAGAAAUUGAUCUGGAUUAACUCACAACAUGUUCCUGGUUUUGGAAGGAUGACACCAAAUCUUUGAGGAAUAAACACCUCAUACGUUUCUAAGACUACCUUGGCAUUAAGUCACUUCUGGACCCUCAUCUGACUGGAUUACGCACCUUAUCUGCCUAAUGUUUCCACCACUGAGCUUCAGCACGAGAUGGUGUGCUGGGAACUUGGCUGUUUGACAGAGACUCGACAGAAAUGUCGAAGUCAAGUGGACAGGGGAUGUUUAACAGUGAACUUCCCCAGUUCCUGAUUGGAAGUGAGGGUGGUGAGAGCAGAGAGCUGGAUGACACAGACAUGAGGAAGAUCUCAGGACAUUACGGAGAGGAGGAGGAGGAGGAGGAGGAGGAGGAUGAGGAUCAGUCAGAGCGUCAGAUUGUAGUGGGGAUCUGCUCCAUGAUGAAGAAAUCCAAAUCCAAACCAAUGACUGAGAUUCUGGAGAGGCUCUGUAAGUUUGAGUACAUCACUGUGGUCAUUUUUCCAGAGGAGGUUAUACUCAACGAACCGGUGGAGAAGUGGCCGUUGUGUGACUGCCUCAUUUCCUUCCAUUCCAAAGGAUUUGCCCUUGACAAAGCUGUAAGUUAUUCCAAACUAAGAAACCCCCUCCUUAUCAACGACCUCGAUAUGCAGUAUUUCAUUCAAGACAGGAGGGAAGUGUACAGGAUUCUACAGGAAGAGGGCAUUGACCUUCCUCGCUAUGCAGUGUUGAACCGGGACCCUGACAGACCAGAGGAAUGUAACCUGGUGGAGAGCGAGGACCAUGUGGAAGUGAACGGGGAAGUGUUUCACAAACCCUUUGUGGAGAAGCCCGUCUCCGCUGAGGACCACAAUGUCUACAUCUAUUACCCAACCUCUGCUGGCGGCGGCAGCCAGCGUCUCUUCAGAAAGAUCGGCAGUCGGAGCAGUGUGUAUUCUCCUGAAAGUACUGUUCGCAAGACUGGAUCUUAUAUCUACGAGGAGUUCAUGCCCACAGAUGGCACUGAUGUUAAGGUUUACACAGUUGGACCUGAUUAUGCUCACGCUGAAGCCCGUAAGUCUCCUGCUCUGGAUGGGAAAGUGGAGAGAGACAGUGAGGGGAAGGAGAUCCGUUAUCCUGUGAUGCUCACCGCAAUGGAGAAGCUUGUGGCCAGAAAAGUGUGUCUUGCAUUUAAGCAAACAGUCUGUGGUUUUGACCUCCUCCGAGCAAAUGGUCACUCUUUCGUUUGUGACGUUAAUGGCUUCAGCUUUGUAAAGAACUCCAUGAAGUACUAUGAUGAUUGUGCCAAAGUCCUGGGGAACAUGGUGAUGCGAGAGCUGGCUCCUCAGCUCCAUAUUCCCUGGUCAAUCCCCAUGGAAGCAGAAGACAUCCCUAUCGUCCCGACUACCUCAGGGACCAUGAUGGAGCUGCGUUGUGUUAUUGCUGUAAUUCGCCAUGGUGACCGUACGCCAAAACAGAAGAUGAAGAUGGAGGUCAGGAACGCCCUGUUUUUUGAGUUGUUUGAGAAGUAUGGUGGCUAUAAGUCUGGAAAACUCAAGCUGAAGAAACCAAAACAGCUCCAGGAAGUGCUGGAUAUUGCUCGUCAGCUGUUGGCAGAACUGGUCCUGCAUAAUGAUUGUGAGAUUGAGGAGAAGAAAUCCAAGCUAGAACAACUGAAGACGGUUCUGGAGAUGGAAUCCAGCCUGAAUGAUAAUCAGUAUGGCCAUUUCUCAGGGAUCAACAGGAAGGUGCAGCUGACCUACCUCCCAAAUGGGCAGCCCAAAGCAUCCAGUGAAGAGGAAGACGCUCUGAAGGAGGGCCCAUCUCUACUGCUGGUGCUGAAGUGGGGCGGUGAGCUGACGCCAGCGGGUAGAGUUCAGGCUGAGGAGCUUGGACGAGCCUUUCGUUGCAUGUACCCUGGAGGACAAGACAGCUGCAGGUCCCUCGGCUGUGAGUCCCCUAUUGACUGUGGCGACUAUGCCGGCUUCCCUGGUUGUGGCCUUCUCCGUUUACACAGCACUUACCGCCAUGACCUCAAAAUUUACGCAUCAGAUGAGGGUCGUGUUCAGAUGACUGCAGCAGCUUUUGCAAAGGGUCUGUUAGCACUGGAAGGAGAGCUGACUCCAAUCCUCGUUCAGAUGGUGAAGAGUGCCAACAUGAACGGAUUGCUGGACAGCGACAGCGACUCUCUCACUGACUGCCAGCAGAGAGUCAAAGCUCGAUUACAUGAGAUCAUGCAGAAGAACAAAGACUUCAAUGAGGAGGACUACAGCAAGUUGGCUCCAACAGGCAGCCCAUCUCUGGUGAACUCUAUGGGGGUAAUCUUCAAUCCAGUCAGUACUUGUGAUCGAGUUCACACACUCAUUAAAAGCCUUACUUGUCAGAUCUGUAAAAGGCUGGAAGACCCCAAAUCUGCAGAUCUACAACUAUACCACAGUGAGACUCUGGAGCUCAUGCUGCAGCGCUGGUCCAAACUGGAGCGUGACUUCCGCAUGAAAAACGGCCGCUAUGACAUCAGUAAGAUCCCAGAUAUCUAUGACUGUGUGAAAUACGACACCCAACACAAUUCUUCUCUGGGGCUGGAGGACACGCUGGAGCUUUUCCGUCUGUCCAGAGCACUUGCAGACAUCAUUAUCCCACAGGAGUAUGGAAUCACUAAAGCAGAGAAGCUGGAUAUUGCCAGUGCCUACUGCCUACCUCUGGUCAAGAAGAUUCAGCUGGAUCUUCAGAGAACCCAUGAGGACGAGGCUGUCAACAAGCUGCAUCCACUGUGGUUCAGGUACUCGCGGGGCGUGAUGUCUCCGGGUCGACAUGUUCGAACCCGGCUGUAUUUCACCAGCGAGAGCCACGUCCACUCCCUGCUUAACAUCUUUCGCUACGGAGGCCUGUUAGACGAGCUAAAAGAUGAACAGUGGAAGCAGGCUAUGGACUACCUCAGCGCUGUAACUGAACUCAACUAUAUGACACAGAUUGUUAUUAUGCUGUAUGAGGACAAUAACAAGGACCCCUCUUCAGAGGAACGUUUCCAUGUGGAGUUGCACUUUAGCCCGGGAGUGAAGGGGUGCAAGGAUGAGGAGAAUGCACCAAUGGGUUUUGGCUUCCGGCCUGCCUCCUCCGAGAACCACGAGAUGCAGACAGACCCAGGCAGUCUUGAAGACCUUUCUCAAGACGAGCCUGACAGAGCUGCACUGACUGAGCCAAUCAGCAUUCAGAGGAAGUCACCACUCAUACGAGGCCGAAAGGCUGGAUCUAUGGAGGCUCUUUCAGAGAGCAACACUUCUUCUCGAGGGCUGGCGUAUCGCAUCUUCCCAUCGACUUCUCGUCAGUCACCUGAGAUCAAACCCAGCGGGCUAGGCGCCCAGUGUGCGGGCCUCUUCAGUGCCUCCUUCCCCAACCUGAGAGACCUAGCACGAGUUCCCCGCAAAAAGCCCUGCUCGCUCAGGAGUCGGUCUUCUCAAACCGAGCUGCUCUCUAUGCCAGCAGUAAAGAGAUUUUCUGUGUCGUAUGCCAGGCAUCCGACUAAUGGGUUUGAAGGUUGCUCCUUGGUGCCCUCCAUCUAUCCACUGGAGACACUGCACAACUCGCUGUCCCUCAAGCAGGUGGACGAGUUCCUCACCACGUUGUGUAAAAAUGGGAGCGAGACACAAUUCAAGAGGCUCAAAUCCCUGUCUGCCAUGUUUGAGUCACACUCCCAGCCAUCCAUAGAUGUUGAUAAUCAGGAGACACCAAUAUCAACUCCAGUCCAGAACCAACCAGCUUCACAGUCUCUCUGGUACACGAGCAGCCCUCCCAGUACUGUAUCCAGUUCUGGGCCUUCGUCUCCAUCUGUGCCCGAGCCCUCAUCCAACUUCAGAUUCAACAGCGAGUAGAAACAUCUUUUACUCUUAGAUCAGUUUCACAGUGUCUGUUUUAAAGGAUUGAGGUUAAGAUUGAUAUGGUCCAUGUUAUCUACUUGGAAGCUGCUAAUAUUGUACUAUCUGCACUUCUACCUUAACAAUACAGAGGCUCUUUGUCUGAGAUUAAGCUGAUAGUUUGAUCUUUCAGCAAAUACAGCUC
This is a messenger RNA of Carassius carassius (crucian carp), 4207 nucleotides long. It is a transcript of the gene ppip5k1b, whose product is annotated as diphosphoinositol pentakisphosphate kinase 1b. The record is from RefSeq and is a predicted model, not a curated record. Lineage: Eukaryota; Metazoa; Chordata; Actinopteri; Cypriniformes; Cyprinidae. Bases 394 to 4020 code for a protein of 1208 amino acids. Gene Ontology annotation, molecular function: inositol hexakisphosphate kinase activity; 5-diphosphoinositol pentakisphosphate 1-kinase activity; diphosphoinositol pentakisphosphate kinase activity. Gene Ontology annotation, cellular component: cytosol. The transcript is spliced from 32 exons. Gene Ontology annotation, biological process: inositol phosphate biosynthetic process; inositol metabolic process.